Messenger RNA from Phytophthora sojae, 336 nucleotides. RefSeq lists its product as hypothetical. NCBI's taxonomy places the organism in Eukaryota, Oomycota, Peronosporomycetes, Peronosporales, Peronosporaceae. The record is from RefSeq and is a predicted model, not a curated record. Bases 1 to 336 code for a protein of 111 amino acids. The transcript has a single exon.
AUGCGAGUCUGCUGGGCCUUGUUCUUAGCAGUAGCGUCAAUCGCGACCUGCGUCAACGCGACAGCGGAUAGUAUCGCUCGAAGCCACGUCAAGACGCUGAAGACUCCCUCCACAACAUCAACGGAUCUCCAUCAAGAUUCUGUCAACUAUAAGCGCUUUCUUAGGUCCGACAAGGCCAACGUCGAAGAUGAGGAGGAUCGGUUGUACACGCUAAUCAAGGCGAGGUUUGGUCCAUACGUCGACUACCUCAAAACGAUCUACAAGGUGAAAGCCAACCAACAAAUCGCGAAUGCGGCCGCGCGAAUUGAGCAUAAGCCCCCCCGUUCGAUCAGGUAG